Betta splendens (Siamese fighting fish) is the source of this 1340-nucleotide messenger RNA. RefSeq names its product AF4/FMR2 family member lilli-like. The transcript has 3 exons. The record is from RefSeq and is a predicted model, not a curated record. NCBI's taxonomy places the organism in Eukaryota, Metazoa, Chordata, Actinopteri, Anabantiformes, Osphronemidae. Bases 300 to 1076 code for a protein of 258 amino acids.
CUGUCAGACACUCGCCCAAUCACCAGCUCCCGAUCACUUCACCUUGACACUCGCCCAAUCACCAGCUCCCAAUCACUUCACCUUUAUUCCAGGGAGACGAUCGUUCAGGGUAAAAGGCCCAUCUCCUGCCGACGGCCCCAGGUGGUCUAGGCGGCUCACAAUACACAUUGUAUAUCCUGUAGGUGUGACUCUGUGGGGGGCAGGUAGGAGCCCCAUAAAGGCUGGCUGGAUGAGGCUGUUGGUCUCGUCAAGGUCUAGUCUCAGGCUGCAACAACUUUGGGGAAGUCCACAAAAAAGAAAUGGAAAACUUUGGAAGAACAGCACCUUUGAUAAAACACAUAGAGAGAAAAAGGAGCCAGGAGUAUACAGAAGAAACAUCAAGGGUAUCUUCUGAGGACGAAUCCCUUGCCUGGCACUCCCCAUGGAGAUCAUCAUCCUCCUCACCCGCCACAAGCACUGCCAACAUUGCUUUUCCAGAGGCUGCCACCGCCGCUGCCACCACCGCCACCGCCGCUGCCACCACCGCCGCCGCCAACGCUGCCGCCGCUGCCGCCGCUGCCGCCGCUGCUUCACUACAAGAACAUGCUGCUUGCUUAAAAAAGGAGGAAGGGCGCCAACAACAGCGCCAAGAGGAGCCCCAAGAAGAGCUCCAAGAGGAGCCCCAAGAGGAGCCCCAAGAAGAGACCCACGAAGAGCGCCAAAGCCAAUGCCGAAAUUGUGGACUUCCCAGGACCCUGUCGAAGGGGCAUGCCUUUUACAAAGGGCAUUUCUACUGCACACACACUGCAGGGCCUGGGGCAAAGUCUGCCAAUGAGUGGCUGAAGGAGCAGGAAGAAAAGGAAGCACCAAAAAUUCCCAGGACAACUGCCUUCACCAUGAGGAAAAAGUGGGAGAAUGAGCACAGUUUCAAACCUCCAGAAAACAGAAGGAAGCCGAAUAAACUUAGAAUCUGCCAGCUGUGUGGCCUGCCAAAGCACAAAGAUUAUGGCCACAGCCAGCACCAGUCUGAACACUUUUGUGCUUUUUACGCUGGCAAAUCUGUAGAGUUGUGGCUGGCAGAGAGGUGUAAGGAGUGACCCACCACAUAAAUACUGGUGUCACUCUGUGUGUGUGUGUGUGUGUGUUUAAAUAAUCAUGUUAAUUCAAAGUUUAUUUUAGCAUUCAUCGCUUGAAAGUCAAAUGUUAGUAGUAGUAGUAGUAGGAAAGAAGUGACCCUCCACCACAAUAUUGCUUGUGUCAUUAUGUUGUGUGUGUAAUAAAAAUAUGUUACUUCUAAGUUUUUUUGGUAAUUCUUAUUAUAACAAUACAAACAAUAAUAAUAAUAAUAAUAACAAUGAUGA